AUGACUCCAACUGUGACCUCAACGACAACCUCAACUGUGGCCUCAAAAACGACCCGGGUUUUGAACUCGACAAAGGUACUGGCCUACGACCUCGACGAUAAAAUGAUAACUUUGACGACGACGCUGACGAUGAAACGGACAACCAAUCCAAAGAAAAACCCCGACUACGACGCCAACAACCAGACCGGCUAUGGACGGCGACCCAAGCACGAACCGGACGAUGACUUCCACGACCACACCGACUGCAACCUUGACGACGACCAUGAUGACAAACCGGAUGACGAUACCGACGACAAGUGUGACGUCGACCAAGAAUUAGAACAGCGCGAGGAUGUUCGGCUCCUCACUCAACGAGUGGGAGAGUACAAAGGCUUCCUAAAAGACUGUCCGAAUGGCCAACUAACAGAACAGGGUUUUCUGAGGAUAUACAAGCAAUUUUUCCCUCAAGGAGAUCCCUCGAAGUUUGCAUCGCUGGUUUUCCGGGUCUUUGACGAAAACAAGGACGGCUCUAUUGAGUUCGAGGAAUUCAUUCGUGCACUAUCAGUGACUUCACGAGGCAGCCUCGACGAAAAGCUAGUCUGGGCCUUCAAACUAUACGACGUCGACAACGAUGGCUUCAUCACGAGAGACGAAAUGUACAACAUCGUGGAUGCCAUUUACCAAAUGCUGGGGAAUCAAACGAAAGAGUCCGAACAAGAGGAAUCUCCUCAAGAGAGAGUUGACAAGAUAUUCGACCAGUUGGACAAGAACCACGACAACCGCUUGACGCUCGAAGAGUUCCGCGAAGGCUCCAAGCAGGACCCAAAGAUCGUGCAGGCGCUAUCUCUUUACGCUCCUUGA
Messenger RNA from Ixodes scapularis (black-legged tick), 840 nucleotides. Its product is annotated as frequenin-1. Gene Ontology annotation, molecular function: calcium sensitive guanylate cyclase activator activity; calcium ion binding. The record is from RefSeq and is a predicted model, not a curated record. Lineage: Eukaryota; Metazoa; Arthropoda; Arachnida; Ixodida; Ixodidae. The transcript has 8 exons. Bases 1 to 840 code for a protein of 279 amino acids.